Molecule: messenger RNA, 718 nt
Organism: Medioppia subpectinata
Lineage: Eukaryota; Metazoa; Arthropoda; Arachnida; Sarcoptiformes; Oppiidae
Source: the annotation of a GenBank genome assembly
GUUCAUUAUAUCCGUUCACCGGAACCGCAAAAAUCUCUCCCAGGUUUACAGCCGUCGGAAUAUAAUCUGAAAUUUCAAUACAACUAAACCAGUGAUGGAAUCUCAGAAAGUGUGGGUCAAUGACGUGAAUGAGGGCUAUUUGUUGGGCAGUAUCGUCGAUAUUGGCCCAAAUGGACCCACCGUUCACACCAUCAACAACAAGCAAAUCCAAUCGACAUACGAUGGAGUAUUUCCUGCCGAAGAUGACGAUAAUAAAGAAGUGGACGACAAUUGCGCUCUGAUGUUUCUGAAUGAGGCGACGCUUUUAAAUAACAUACGAUUGCGAUAUAAAAAGGAUAAGAUUUACACAUAUGUGGCGAAUAUCCUGAUAGCUGUGAACCCGUAUUUCGAAGUGAAAAACUUGUAUUCCUCGCCAACACUGAAGUCAUAUCAGGGAAAAUCGUUGGGAACAAUGUCUCCGCACGUCUUCGCCAUCGCCGAUAAAGCGUUUCGUGAUAUGAGAGCCACAAAACAGAGUCAAUCGAUAAUAGUUAGCGGCGAGAGUGGGGCCGGAAAGACAGAGUCCACCAAAUAUGUGCUCCGAUACCUAUGCGAGUCCUGGGGCUCACAGUCCGGACAGAUUGAACAACUCAUCCUCGACGUUGGACUUCUCAUCGAUUUGAUCUUCGAUUGCAGACCAGGAGCUCGUAUUACUGGGAGUCGAACCCCCAUCCUGUAG